This is a messenger RNA of Daphnia magna, 2217 nucleotides long. It is a transcript of the gene Hsc70-5, whose product is annotated as stress-70 protein, mitochondrial. The coding region runs from base 110 to 2161 and encodes 683 amino acids. NCBI's taxonomy places the organism in Eukaryota, Metazoa, Arthropoda, Branchiopoda, Diplostraca, Daphniidae. The transcript is spliced from 6 exons. The record is from RefSeq and is a predicted model, not a curated record. Gene Ontology annotation, cellular component: mitochondrion; cytoplasm. Gene Ontology annotation, biological process: protein refolding; cellular response to unfolded protein. Gene Ontology annotation, molecular function: ATP hydrolysis activity; ATP-dependent protein folding chaperone; misfolded protein binding.
GUCUUCUGUACAUUUUCCUAACGUUCUUCCUCAGUUACAUCACCACGUGUUUUGUCGAGACUGCAAGCCGGAUCUCUGCACAAUCGAACGUUAAAUUUUCACCGACAAAAUGUUACAAGCCGCAAGAUUGUGUACCCGUCCUCUGAAAGACUGUACAAUCCUCGCAUCCGAUGUAUUUCAAGGGCGUGGAAUUACACAGUUUUGUCAGAAAAAUAAUUCAUGUUCCCUGUGGGAGUUGCAGAGAAGAUUUAAAUCAGAUGGAGUUAAAGGCCCUGUUAUUGGAAUUGAUUUGGGAACAACCAACUCAUGUGUUGCUGUAAUGGAAGGUCAAACUCCUAAAGUUAUUGAAAAUGCUGAAGGCUCAAGAACAACACCAUCAGUUAUUGCAUUCACAAAGGAUGGUGAACGUCUUGCUGGCAUGCCUGCAAAGCGUCAAGCAGUAACUAAUGCUCAAAACACGUUGUAUGCUACCAAACGUCUGAUUGGUCGGAAAUUUGAAGAUCCAGAGGUUAAGAAGGACAUGAAAACCGUUUCGUACAAAAUUGUCCGUGCAUCCAACGGUGACGCGUGGGUAGAGGCACAAGGAAAACUAUACUCCCCUUCCCAAAUCGGAGCCUUCGUUCUUACAAAGAUGAAAGAAACUGCUGAAGCUUACUUAGGUACUCCCGUCAAGAAUGCAGUCGUUACCGUUCCAGCCUAUUUCAAUGAUUCCCAACGACAGGCAACGAAAGAUGCUGGUCAAAUUUCUGGUUUGAACGUUUUGCGUGUCAUUAACGAGCCAACGGCAGCUGCACUCGCCUAUGGAAUGGACAAGUCAGAUGAUAAAAUCAUCGCCGUAUACGAUUUGGGAGGUGGAACAUUCGAUAUUUCCAUCUUAGAGAUACAAAAAGGUGUCUUUGAGGUUAAGUCGACAAAUGGAGACACCUUCUUGGGUGGAGAAGAUUUCGAUAAUGCUUUGGUGAACUUCCUCGUAAACGAGUUCAAGCGUGACCAGGGUCUUGAUAUUACCAAGGAUCCUAUGGCAAUGCAACGAGUAAAAGAGGCUGCAGAAAAGGCUAAAAUCGAGUUGUCGUCAUCCAUGCAAACAGAUAUUAACUUGCCUUACCUGACGAUGGAUUCAUCUGGGCCCAAACACAUGAACCUGAAAAUGUCGCGUUCCAAGCUUGAGAGUUUGGUUGGAGAUUUGAUUAAGCGUACUGUCGGCCCAUGCCAAAAAGCUUUGAAAGACGCAGAAGUUAGCAAAAAUGACAUUGGGGAUGUUCUUCUAGUUGGAGGCAUGACACGUAUGCCUAAAGUACAAGAAACCGUCAAAGACAUUUUCGGGCGAGUUCCGAGCAAAGCCGUGAACCCAGACGAAGCCGUUGCCGUUGGUGCUGCCAUCCAAGGCGGCGUACUUUCUGGUGGUGUUACCGAUAUUCUUCUCUUGGACGUCACACCAUUGAGUUUGGGCAUUGAGACGUUAGGAGGGGUUUUCACGAAACUCAUCCAGCGCAACACAACCAUUCCUACGAAAAAAUCUCAAGUUUUCAGCACAGCAGCUGACGGUCAGACGCAAGUAGAAAUCAAGGUAUAUCAAGGAGAACGUGAAAUGGCAGCCGACAACAAAAUCCUUGGGCAAUUUUCACUUAUUGGAAUCCCACCUGCUCCUCGCGGUGUCCCCCAAAUUGAAGUCACAUUCGAUAUCGACGCUAACGGCAUUGUCCACGUAUCAGCUCGUGACAAGGGCACCGGCAAAGAGCAGCAGAUUGUUAUUCAGUCUAGCGGUGGAUUGUCUAAAGAUGAAAUCGAAAACAUGGUACGCAACGCUGAGCAGUUCGCCAAGGAAGAUCAAGUAAAACGCGAUCGCGUCGAAGCUGUGAAUCAUGCCGAAGGUAUCGUUCAUGACACGGAGUCCAAAAUGGAAGAAUUUAAAGAACAACUCCCAGCAGAAGAAUGCUCUAAGCUCCGCGAGCAAAUUUCGGCAGUUAGAGAUAUGUUGGUAAACAAAGAUUCAAAAACACCCGAGGAGAUCAAGAAGACGACAAAUGAUCUUCAACAAGCAUCUCUAAAACUUUUCGAGAUGGCAUACAAGAAAAUGGCUGCAGAUCGCGAAAGCAGCGGUGGAAGUACCAACAGUGGUGACAGCACAGGGAGUACGGAUAAGAAAGAAGAUAAGCAAUAGGAUUGUAUGUUAAAAUAAUUAUUGAACUUGCGUGUUACAAUAAACAGUUAAACUUG